AUGAAGGAUAUUUUUGGAAAUGGAAUUUUGCUUGCUGAAGGAAAUUCUCAUAAGCGACAAAGAAAAAUGAUGACUCCUUCAUUCUCUUUUACCAAUAUUAAAGAAAUGUUUCCAACAUUUGUUCAAGCCGGCAAUAAAUUGAAAGAUAUGUGGAUGAAACAAAUUGGUGAUAAGAAAGAGGGGAGAAUUACAAUUACAGAUUUAAUUCCAAAGAUAACUUUAGAUGUUAUUGGCCUUGUUGGAUUUAAUUAUGAACUCAAUUCUACUACUACAAGUUCUGAAUUAGCACAAGCAUAUAAAACAGUGUUUACUCGUGAUCCUUCACCUGCAUACGUUUCCCUUGUUGAUCUCUUUCCGAUCAUCAGAAAAUUGCCAAUCCCUUAUAAUAAUAGAUUCAAUAAUGCUACUAAAAUCAUCAAUGAAAUUUCUGAAAGAUUAAUUUCCGAACAAAAAAACAAUCCCGUUCAAGGAAAAGAUUUAUUGGCUUUAUUGGUAAAGGCAAACGAAAAAUUACCUGUUGAUGAACAAUUAAAACAUGAUGAAUUGAUGGAUCGUCUUCGUAAAGAAUUGUUUGAUGCAUUUGUUGACCGUAAUUAUCAACCAACUCUUGAUGAAAUUGAACAGUUGAAAUAUUUAGAAUGUGUUUUAAAGGAAACUUUAAGGAUCCUACCACCUGUACCAUCAGUCCGUCGUCGUGGAAUAAAAGAUGAAAUAAUGAAUGGAUACGUUAUUCCAAAGGGAACUCCAUUAGUGAUUCCUAUCUAUGCAAUCCAUCAUGAUCCUUUAAUUUGGGGUGAAGAUGCUGAAAGUUUUAAUCCAUCUCGGUGGUUUGAUCCGGAAAUUAAAGCAAAAAUAUCAACCAGCACAUAUUUACCUUUUAGUGCUGGUCCGAAAAAUUGUAUAGGAAUGAAAAUCGCUCAAUUUGAAUUUAAAUCUAUUUUAUCUAUACUUAUUAGAAAUUUUAAGUUUAAAAUAGUUGAAGGAUUUGCCUUUAAAAUGAAAGCUGUAGGUUUUCCUAAUCCUAUUCCUGGAAUUGAUUUAUGGGUUUCAAAAAUUGAAGAUUAA
Molecule: messenger RNA, 1065 nt
Organism: Racocetra fulgida
Lineage: Eukaryota; Fungi; Glomeromycota; Glomeromycetes; Diversisporales; Gigasporaceae
Source: the annotation of a GenBank genome assembly